Nerophis lumbriciformis (worm pipefish) is the source of this 3701-nucleotide messenger RNA. RefSeq names its product BTB (POZ) domain containing 11b (gene abtb3b). Gene Ontology annotation, molecular function: protein heterodimerization activity. The record is from RefSeq and is a predicted model, not a curated record. NCBI's taxonomy places the organism in Eukaryota, Metazoa, Chordata, Actinopteri, Syngnathiformes, Syngnathidae.
AACAAAGCGUGAGUGACUGCUGGUGCACUGAGCCGCCACUCUGUCAACUUUAUACAUCACGUCCACGUAUUUUUCACGUCGCAUUUCUAGUGCAUGGAGCCGGCGCAUCCGCACCCACGGCAUUUCUCCACUUUUCAUUUCCGCUAUGAAGCGCGGUCAUGGCAGGGAGUAGCAAGUCAGCGGCAGCGAGGACCCUGGAGGAUUUGACUCUGGACUCGGGUUAUGGUGGAGCCGCGGACUCCUUCAGGUCUUCCAGUGCGUCGCUGUGCUGCUCGGAGGCUCAUGGCGGGAACUGCUGGCAACUGACGGACUCCAUGCACAGCAGAAUCAACAGCCCGGACACGGUCAACACGGUCCUGGUCGAAGACGCCGAGAUCCUGGAGUGCAGCGGGCAGUGCGCUAAACUACCCGAGCUUGAGGAUGCGCCGUGGAGCCUCGGGGACGUGGCGAGAGCCCUGAACCGGGACGGGGACGCGAGCGCGCCGAGCCCGCCUCAGGACGUCCUGCUGCGGCUCUCGGUGCUGGUCAGCCGGGCCCUGGUCAGGGUCGCCAAGGAGGCGCAGCGCUUGAGUUUGCGCUACGCCAAAUGCACCAAAUACGAGAUCCAAAGUGCCGUAAAGAUGGUCCUGUCGUGGGCCGUGUCCGUGAACUGUAUCGGCGCAGCCCUCGGCGCCUUGUCCCUCUACAGCAUGAGCACGGAGCCCGACAAGUUCGGCCGCGGCAAGUCGCUGCGCUGCGGUCUCGUCUUCAACGUGGGCAAAUUCUUCAGGUGGAUGGUGGACGGCAGGAUCGCGGCGAGGGUCCACGAACACGCCGCUAUCUACCUCGCCGCCUGCAUGGAGAGCCUGUUCCGAGAGAUACACGCACGGUUGCUCCGCAGUGCGCUGCUGGAGAGGGACAACGGCAUCCCCAAGUUGAGCGUGGAGAGCCUGGAGCAGGCCGUGGGCAGUGACGCCGAGCUGUGGGGGUCACUGCAGCCCUUGCAACACCUCAUCUGUGGGAAGAAUGCAAGCGGUGUGCUCAGUUUACCGGAGGGUUUGACUCUGCAGCAGCGAGCGGGAAAGAGUGGCGAGGGGAACGCCUACAGCCAGUCUGAACUGCGCUCCAUUGAACAGUGCUUACUGGCCACGCGAGUGGGCAGCAUCUCUGAACUCAGUGACAUGGUGUCGAGGGCAAUGCACUACCUGCAGCCUCUGUACACCAAGAACCACAACAACGGGACACCCGUCCACCAGAAGAACACAGCGAUACACUGGGCCCCGGAGGCCAUCUACACACUGUGUUACUUCAUGCACUGCCCCCAGAUGGAGUGGGAGAACCCAAAUGUGGAGCCAUCGAAAGUUACCUUACAAACGGAGAGGCCGUUCAUGGUGCUGCCACCUCUGAUGGAGUGGGUGCGUGUGUCGGUUGUUCACACAGAGCACAGGCGAAGCUUCUCUGUGGACAGCGACGAUGUUCGGCAGGCUGCCAGGCUGCUGCUGCCUGGAGUGGACUGCGAGCCCCGCCAGCUCCGAACGGAUGACUGCUUCUGCGCCUCGAGGAAACUGGAUGCUGCCUCCACUGAGGCAAAGUUCCUGCAGAACUUGGGCUUCCAUAUGCUCAGCUGUGGACGCACAGACCUGGUGAAGCAGGCUGUCAACCUGCUGGGACCGGAUGGUAUCAACAGCAUGAGUGAGCAGGGAAUGACCCCACUCAUGUACGCUUGUGUCCGUGGAGACGAGGCCAUGGUGCAGAUGCUGCUGGAUGCUGGAGCUGAUAUAAACAGCGAGGUGCCAAGCUCAGUGCACAAGCACCACUCAGUCUUUCCCGAAACGCGCCAGGCGACGCCCCUCACUUUUGCUGUGUCACAUGGACAUGUGCCUGUGGUGCAGCUGCUGCUGGAUGCCAAAGCCACAGUGGAGGGAUCCCUGCAAGACGGCAUGGAGAACUACACCGAGACGCCGCUGCAGCUGGCUGCUGCUGCAGGUAACUUUGAGCUGGUGAGCCUGCUGCUGCAGCGGGGGGCCGACCCCAUGGUGGGGACCAUGUACCGCAAUGGCAUUUCUACAGCCCCGCAGGGAGACAUGAACUCUUAUAGCCUGGCAGCUGCACACGGCCACAGAAAUGUAUUUCGUAAGCUGCUGUCUCACACCGAAAAGGGAAAAGGAGACGUUUUAUCCCUAGAAGAGAUUCUGGCAGAAGGCUCAGAGCUGGAAGGGAAAAGCUUGUCUGAGACGGACCUGAUCAGAACAGGGAAAGCCAAACUGAAAGCUCUCAAAGAAGCCAUGUAUCACAGUUCCGAACACGGCCAUGUUGACAUCACCAUAGACAUACGAAGCCUUGGGGUGCCAUGGACACUGCACACUUGGAUGGAGUCCCUGCGUACGUGUUUCUACCAGCACCGCCGACCGCUGAUCCAGGGUAUUCUCAAAGAAUUCAGCUGCAUUGAAGAGGAAGAGUACACGGAAGAGCUCAUCACGCACGGCCUGCCCCUUAUGUUCCAGAUCCUCAGAGCCAGCAAGAACGAAGUGAUCAGCCAGCAGCUGUCGGCUAUUUUCACCCAGUGUUACGGGCCCUAUCCCGUCCCCAAACUGGCAGAGAUCAAGCGCAAGCAGUCGUCGCGCCUCGAUCCUCACUUUCUCAACAAUAAGGAGAUGUCAGAUGUGACUUUUUUGGUGGAGGGGAAACCUUUUUACGCCCAUAAAGUCCUGCUCUUCACAGCCUCCAACAGGUUCAAAACUCUUCUGGCAAACAGGCCUUGUGGUGAAAACACCUGCAUUGAAAUAAGCCAUGUGAAAUAUCACAUCUUUCAGCUGGUGAUGCAGUAUCUCUACUUCGGCGGAGCAGACGCAUUGCACAUUAGGAACCCUGAUGUUAUGGAGCUUCUGUCUGCGUCCAAGUUCUUCCAGCUGGAGGCCUUGCAGAGGCAUUGUGAGAUCAUCUGCUCAAAGAACAUCAACACGGAGACGUGCGUGGAGAUCUACAACCACACCAAGUUUCUGGACGCACCCGACUUGGCGUCCUACAUCGAGGGCUACUUCUUGAAGAACAUGGUCUUGCUCAUAGAGGUGGAGCCUUUCAAACAGCUGCUGUACAACGUACCUCCAGAUAGUCCCAGCUGUGACAUCCUGCAGAACCUGGAGAAAACUCUGGCUGUCCGCAUCCAGUCCAUCCACCUGUCGUCCUCCAAGGGAUCCAUCGUCUAAACCCCUGACCCAGGGUGUGGAAGAUCUUUGCAAUAAAAGAACAGUCCAUGUUGGAGGCUGUCGUCUAUAUCAGACAGCUGUAAUCCUCCUCAUGUCAUGGCUAACAUACUGCGUUUCAUACACGUUAUCAAACAUUUAGCAGGCUUUUUAUAAGCAGAUUCUCAACAAGCUGCAAGAGGAGUUGUCGCUGUCUAAUGUUGUGAUUCCUCAUCAUUGACUCUUUAAAGCCAAAUAACACGGCGAGUGGCGUCCAUCGUGUUUUAUGUGGAGUUUCCACACUGCUGUGUAAAUAUUGUUGAUAAAAAAAAAAAAAAUCUAUCAAUGUAUGUCACUUGUAAAUAUCAACAGAUGUUUUUUUUUUUCUCACGUGUCUUACUGUUGCUGUAAACGUUGUCAGUGUUGCAUGUCAAAGGGAAAGCGUGUUGGAGCAUUUUAUUAAGCAGCUGCUUUUGCUUUGUCUAAGAGUGCAAAUUGAUCUGUCAUCGGCAUGGCUCACUAAACGUCUAACACUCUCAA